Molecule: messenger RNA, 1038 nt
Organism: Lachancea meyersii CBS 8951
Lineage: Eukaryota; Fungi; Ascomycota; Saccharomycetes; Saccharomycetales; Saccharomycetaceae
Source: the annotation of a GenBank genome assembly
AUGGUCACGCGUGAAGACAAAGAAAACACCGUUUGGUCGUCUUCCAACGCGCCUGUGACGCCAACGCACCUGUUGAGCCGGUCUCAACCCUCCUUUUUAAAAGAUGUCAAAAAGUCACCCCAGCGUCGUGAAGCCUCUCGUAGACCACUGGCAAGCAAGGAUAAUAAUCGAACGGCGAGUUUUCUGACGCAGAAGGAACCUCUGCAUAAAAAGAGGGUCAGACCAGCCGUAAACCACGCUGGUAGCUUCAUCGGACCGGCACGGCUUGCUCACGUGCCGUCCUUACAUACAACGGGUGCACCUCGUCUCAAGAGUCUCGUUUUGCGAGAUUCGGUGGCGGAGGGACCUAAGGAGCACAGUGACGAGUCCGAUGGCAUCGACGAGCUGGAUCCGAACUCGAUAGCUGCAAAACUUCGUGAGAAAUUGGCGGCACGUGAUGAGAACUUGUUAGGCCGAGAGCAGGACGAACAAGAUACAGAGAAGGACGAUAUGGAGGCUCAAUCGGGUCUUUUGGGCCGUCUUCAAGGCACCAAUGGUGGUCUCCAGGGUCUGCAAGGUCUUCUGGGUGCCAAACCGGAACUUGGCCCGGCUUACAAACACUCACACAGCGAUAGCGACAGCGACAGCGAUCGUGAAGUCGAGACCAUACCGCCAAGACCGGAGCCUCUGCCCUAUGUUCCCAGUGCGUACACACCUUUUACAAAUGAAGAUAUCGAGAAACUAAGAUCACCUGCGGCUCCCACGCUGCGGCUGCACUUUAGCGAUGACGAAGAAAAUCAAGAUGACGGCCUCACUCACGAUGCAAACGCCAAGUCCAAGGCUUCUCAACUUUUGGACCUGAAGUUUGACUUCAGCGAUGAUGACGAAGAAGACGGAAGCAAUCAUGAGCGCAAACGGUACCAUGGGCCUGGAGAUAGCUUGCUGCGGUCUCACUUACCACCACAGCAUGAGGAAGAUGAUAAUGACGCAUUCGAACUGGAACCCUCAUACGGUGGUGAGGGGCUUACUGUGAAGGAGCUUGAAUCGCUUUUGGAAUAG